AGUCUAGGUAAACGUGCGUGCAAAAAUCGAUACUCUAUCAAUUUCAGUAGAACGAAUAAUCUAUAAUGCAUUUAGAUCAAGUUGUAGAGAAUAUACUCGCUGCAUAAGUGAAGCGCUUACUGCAGAGCUCCAUCCUGACGAGCAUUUUUUCGCUGUGCAAUCAAACGUUCCGGCCUUCGUUCUUAGCACCGUGCCCUUUUUCCUAGCAGAAACGGAUUAGAAUUUGCUCCUGUGAUUUUCUGACGCGAUUAUAUUAUCUGGAUUUUCGCCCCUAGCCUACGAUCGUUGACAUUACACCUAAUGGUUCUAGCCCAACGACAAAAAGACGAGCUAAAUCGUGCAAUAUUGGAUUACUUGAGUUCAAACGGCUACAUCCAAGCAGUUAAUGCAUUGAAGGAAGAAGCCAAUUUGGAGGGCGAAAACGACAGGAAAUUCUCUGGUCUCUUAGAAAAGAAAUGGACUUCCGUUAUUCGGCUCCAGAAAAAGGUCCUCGAUCUGGAGGCGAAGUUACAAGAAGCAGAAAGAGAGUUCCAGUCAAUGCAGGCUUCCAUUGGCUACGGUCCCCCUGGAGCCGCUCCAGGUAGUGGCAUUCUUGGGCGUGGUGACAGACCUGGCGUCGAUGCGAUUCCGCGACCACCGGCAAAAUUCACAUUGACUGGCCACCGAUCCCCCAUCACUCGCGUCGCCUUCCAUCCCCAUUACAAUGUGUUUGUUUCGGCAAGCGAAGAUGCAACUAUAAAGGUAUGGGACUAUGAGACAGGCGAAUACGAGCAGACCCUUAAAGGACACACGGAUUCAGUCCAGGAUGUCGCAUUCGACCCGAGUGGAAAGCUUCUGGUCUCCUGUUCGGCUGACAUGCAAGUGAAGCUGUGGGAUUUCACGCUAUAUCAGUGCAUAAAAACGCUCGCUGGUCACGAUCACAAUGUGUCAAGUGUCUCCUUUUUACCAUCCGGCGAUUUCCUCGUCAGUGCCAGUCGUGACAAAACCAUCAAAAUGUGGGAAGUCUCCACUGGCUAUUGCAUCAAAACAUUCUCGGGUCACUCGGAAUGGAUCCGUUCUGUGCGACCCUCCCUCGAUGGCACUCUUCUUGCGAGCUGUUCUAACGACCGCACCAUUCGUGUUUGGUCUGUUGAAACCCGCGAAUGUCUUAAGGUCCUCCGUGGGCACUCCCAUGUUAUUGAGUGCAUCGCAUGGAUCACCCAUCCGCAGAGCAUUUUGGCCAUCACUGACUCAUCGGCCGCCUCGAGUAAUCCCAACUCCAACACUCCUCUCAACUCUAGUAUCCCAAAUGGCAUUGCAUCUGAAUCCGAUUCCCCGUCAGUCCUCAAUCCGGUCAGCUCCACCUUGCUCCUCGCCUCAGGCUCCCGCGAUCGCUCUAUCCGUCUGUGGGACGUCAACACUGAGCUUUGUCUAUGUGAAUUGAUCGGCCACGACAACUGGGUACGCCAACUUGUCUUUCAUCCAAAAGGCAGACUUUUGUUGUCUGCGUCCGACGACAAAACUGUGCGAGUGUGGGAUCUGAAAAACAAACGUUGUCAGAAAACACUGGAUGCGCAUUCGCAUUUUGUCACUACUCUCGACAUCAAUCGGAUAGCUCCCUUCGUGAUCACCGGUAGCGUCGAUCAGACUAUUCGGAUAUGGGAAUGCAGAUAGUGUGUGCAACGCGGGUUAUUUUGUUGUGAUCGGCGCAGUACGUCGCCCAAUUAUCGUUCCCACUACAGCAGUCUUGAGUGACGGUGGCGCCGGCGCUCAACAUUUUGUCACGUACAACCUCGCCCGCUGGUACCGCUUCAUCUCCUCCCCACGCUCUCUCUUCGUUGAGAUCGAUGUGCAUAAGUUCCAAUGAGUCCGCAAACACUGGUGUGCAGCACCUGAAUUGAUCAGAGCCACUGCAACUUGAUUACCUCUGUUAUCCGCCAUGUCAUGCACCCCCCAAGUCGGUGUCGGUCUGCACCAAUCCCCCUUGGUGUGUUGGGUCAUCGUGUAUCUGCGUUUGUAUAUUCUACAUAUCCGCGUGUUGUGAUGGGCAGAAUGCGCGCUAAUCGGUCUUACUCGCAGGCCACCCGCGUAUUGUUUUACUUUAAUUUUCUCUGCUGUGUUCAUUUCCUGUUUACACAUCUGUCUGUCUGUCUACCGCCAGCCUAUCCGUACCCCAGAUUUCAUCAUACGUUUGCCAGAUUUUUGUUGCCUUAUUUACUACAACGGCUCUAACAGUUUUUCACAUACAGUACUGACCUCUGUCUCAUUUCGCAUAGGACACCAAAGCACGGUUUUCUUCAUGCCUGUUACACUGUUGCCUCUUUCUGUCCGUUCACUUGGAAAACGGCGUCCCACACGCGCUCCUUGACGCUCGGUCUUGUCAUCAUCCCCAUGGUCAUUCCACUGUCUCCUCCCCGGCAUUGUCCGUUGGUGCGCCCACCUCUUCCCACUCCGCCUGCCUGUUACGGGUAUUUGCACUACUUACCCGUUGAGGUUUGCCGUACGGUGCGUUUCUUGGGCUUCGUUCACUCUAAACCCAUACAGCACCACAUUCGUUAGCCAUGCCUUUCGGACGACAUUAUCGCUAAGCCUCCUCACUAUCUGAAUAUAAUUCAGACUUUAUCAUCGUUCACGUGUUGUGUACUACCGGCUCCUUUUCGCUGAUCUCUUUUCCUCCAUACAGCAGAGAACCUCCGCCUUGUACAUUCACGCACUACUUCUGAUCCCUCGGCUUUGUUUUAUUUUCCUCUUGGUGCUCUUUUUUGAUGAUGGUUCCUCCUUGCAACCUCUCCAUCGUCUCCUGAAUUUCGUCGCUGUCAUAAUACAUGCGCUUAUAUCGCGAAUUAAUGGUUCUCAACUCCGUGUUUGUUAUCCCCUAUCUGCCAUUCCUCUUUGUGGUAGACCUGAUUACAUACUUUCGCUUCCA
Dicrocoelium dendriticum is the source of this 2905-nucleotide messenger RNA. NCBI's taxonomy places the organism in Eukaryota, Metazoa, Platyhelminthes, Trematoda, Plagiorchiida, Dicrocoeliidae. The record is from the annotation of a GenBank genome assembly.